AGUCAUAGCUGUAGACUGUAGAAAACUAUAGCAAGAGAGAGAGAGAGAGAAAUCAUUCUUCAUCACAUAUUACUCUUAGCAUUCAACAGAUUUCAAAAAUGGAUAUUGGCUUAGCAGUUGGUGGUGCAUUUCUCUCUUCAGCUUUGAAUGUUCUCUUUGAUAGGCUUGCUCCUGAGGGUGAUCUGCUCAACAUGUUUCAGAAGCAUAAGCAUCAUGUUCAGCUCUUAAAGAAGCUGGAGGACAUUUUGCCUGGUCUUCAGAUUGUGCUAAGUGAUGCAGAGAAUAAGCAGGCAUCAAAUCAAUUUGUGAGACAGUGGCUUAAUAAGCUUCAGAAUGCUGUGGACGGUGCUGAAAACUUAAUUGAAGAAGUCAACUAUGAAGCUUUGAGACUUAAGGUGGAAGGUCAGCAUCAAAAUCUUGCAGAAACAAGCAACCAGCAAGUAAGUAACCUUAACCUGUGCUCGAGUGAUGAUUUCUUUCUUAACAUAAAGGAGAAGUUGGAAGACACCAUGGAAACAUUGGAGGAUUUGGAAAAGAAAAUUGGCCGCCUUGGCUUAAAAGAGCAUUUCGGUUCGACUAAACAAGAAACUAGAACACCUUCAACUUGUUUGGUUGAUGAUUCUGAUAUCUUUGGAAGGCAGAAUGAUAUAGAGGAAUUGAUUGGCCGUUUAUUAUCUGAAGAUGCAAAUGGAAAAAAUCUGAGUGUAGUUCCUAUUGUUGGAAUGGGCGGCGUGGGUAAGACAACACUUGCUAAAGCCGUUUACAAUCAUGAGAAGGUGAAGGACCAUUUUGGUUUGAAAGCUUGGUUUUGUGUUUCUGAGGCAUAUGAUGCUUUCAGAAUAACAAAAGGGCUACUUCAAGAAAUUGGUUCAUUUGUUGACAACAAUCUUAAUCAGCUACAGGUCAAAUUGAAGGAAAGCUUGAAGGGAAAGAAGUUUCUUGUUGUCCUUGAUGAUGUGUGGAAUGACAACUACAACGAGUGGGAUGAGUUGAGAAAUCUUUUUGUACAAGGAGAUAUAGGAAGUAAGAUCAUUGUGACGACACGUAAAGAGAGUGUUGCCUUGAUGAUGGGUAAUGAGCAAAUUAGAAUGGACAAUUUGUCAAUUGAAGAAUCUUGGUCUUUAUUUAAAAGACAUGCAUUUGAAAACAUGGAUCCUAUGGGACAUCCAGAACUUGAAGAGGUCGGAAAACAAAUUGCAGCUAAAUGCAAAGGACUGCCCUUAGCUCUGAAGACGCUCGCUGGCAUGUUACGCUCUAAAUCAGAGGUCAAAGGGUGGAAACGUAUUUUGAGAAGUGAAAUAUGGGAGCUGCCAGACAACGACAUAUUGCCAGCGUUGAUGUUGAGCUACAAUGAUCUUCCCUCACAUUUAAAACGAUGUUUUUCUUAUUGUGCAAUAUUUCCUAAAGAUUAUCCAUUUAGGAAAGAACAAGUUGUUCAUCUGUGGAUUGCUAAUGGUCUCGUACGACAGGAAGAUGAAAUUAUUCAAGAUUCAGGCAACCAAUACUUUCUCGAGUUGAGAUCAAGAUCAUUAUUCGAAAGGGUCCCAAAUCCUUCUGAAGGGAACAUAGAGAAAUUCUUGAUGCAUGACCUUGUCAACGAUUUAGCCCAAAUUGCAUCUUCAAAACUUUGUAUCAGGUUGGAAGAGAGCCAAGGAUCUCAUAUGUCGGAAAAAAGUCGGCACUUAUCAUAUUCAUUGGGAUAUUGUGGUGACUUUGAAAAAUUGACACCCCUCUACAAAUUGGAGCAGCUGAGGACAUUGCUUCCAAUCAGUUUCCAAUAUCAUGGUGCUCCACUUAGCAAGAGGGUUCUGCAUAACAUACUGCCAAGACUAAGAUCCUUGAGGGCAUUAUCGUUGUCUCAUUACUGGAUUAAGGAAUUGCCGGAUGACUUGUUUAUCAAAUUAAAGCUCCUCAGAUUUUUGGACCUUUGUCAUACAACGAUUAAAAAGUUGCCAGAUUCCAUUUGUGUAUUGUAUAACUUAGAGACACUUCUCCUGUCAUCUUGUGCUUUUCUUGAGGAGCUACCUCUGCAGAUGGAGAAGUUGAUCAACUUGUGUCAUCUUGACAUAAGCAACACUCGCUUGAAGAUGCCACUCCAUCUGAGUAAGUUGAAAAGACUCCAAGUGCUAGUGGGAGCCAAGUUUCUUCUAAGUGGUUUGAGAAUGGAAGAUUUGGGUGAAGUAGAGAACUUGUAUGGAUCUCUAUCAGUUCUGGAGUUGCAAAAUGUAGUUGAUAGAAGGGAAGCUCUGAAGGCAAGGAUGAAGGAGAAGAAUCAUGUUGAGAAGUUGUCUUUGGAGUGGAGUGAAAGUAGUGCCGACAAUUCACAAACUGAAAGAGACAUACUUGAUGAGCUACACCCACACACAAACAUAAAAGAACUCCAAAUCACCGGAUAUAGAGGAACAAAAUUUCCAAAUUGGCUAGCUGAUCAUUCGUUUCUUAAGCUAGUACAAUUGUCUCUUAGCAACUGCAAGGACUGUGAUUCCUUGCCAGCACUAGGACAGCUUCCUUCUUUGAAAAUCCUUUCCAUCAGAGGGAUGCAUCGAAUAACAGAGGUGACGGAAGAAUUCUACGGCAGCUCAUUCUCCAGAAAGCCUUUUAAGUCUCUUGAGAAGCUUGAAUUUGAAGAUAUGCCGGAGUGGAAGCAAUGGCACGCACUCGACUUCCCUAAACUUGAGAACCUUUCAAUUGAAAAUUGUCCGAAGUUGAUGGGGAAGUUGCCUGAAAAUCUUUGUUCUCUGACACAAUUAAGUAUUUCAAGAUGUCCUGAACUCAAUUUGGAGACACCUAAACUGUUUACGUCCCAACUUGAGAAAUUAUAUAUUGAUAAUUGUAACUCUCUUACCUCCUUACCUUUUAGCAUACUGCCGAGUAGCUUGAAGACAAUAGGGAUAUCUGGUUGCCAGAAAUUGAAAUUGGAUGCGCCAGUUGGUGAGAUGAGUUAUUGUAAGGAUGUGUUUCUCAAGAAAUUGGAACUGGCAGGAUGUGAUUCUAUAGAUGAUAUAUCACCUGAGUUGCUCCCAAGAGCACGCAAAUUGACUGUUCGUCGUUGCCAGAACCUUACUAGGUUUUUGAUUCCUACUGCGACUGAAACUCUCAAUAUUGUCGAUUGUAAGAAUGUUGAAAUACUUUCGGUGGCAUGUGGGGGGACCCAGAUGACGUCUUUGUAUGUUCAGGUUUGUUCAAAGCUGAAGUGGCUGCCAGAUCGGAUGCAGGAACUCCUUCCAUCUCUUGAAACACUGGUUCUUAUUCAUUGUCCAGAAAUAGAGUCCUUUCCUGAAGGAGGAUUGCCCUGCAAUUUACAAUUACUUAAAAUCUGGUAUUGCAAGAAACUGGUGAACGACCGAAAGGAGUGGCGUUUACAGAGACUCCCCUGUCUCAGAGAGUUAGUGCUCGUACAUGAUGGCAGUGACGAAGAGAUUCUUGCUGGUGAGAAUUGGGAGUUGCCUUCCACUAUUCAAAUCUUAACCAUAGACAAUCUGAAAACAUUUAGCAUCCAAGUUCUCAAAAGCCUCACCUCUCUUAAAUAUCUAUGUAUAGCUAAUUUACCUCACCUCACUUCACUUCAAAGUCACCAGUCACUUCCUGAAUCAGCACUGCCCUCCUCCCUCUCUCAGCUGACCAUUAGUUAUUGCCCUAAUCUCCAAUCACUUUUCGAAUCAGCACUGCCUUCCUCCCUCUCUCAACUGUUCAUUAGGAAUUGCCCUAAUCUCCAAUCACUUUUCAAAUCAGCACUGCCCUCCUCCCUCUCUCAGCUGACCAUUGAGAAUUGCCCUAAUCUCCAAUCACUUUCCGAAUCAGCACUGCCUUCCUCCCUCUCUAAGCUGACCAUUGUAAAUUGCCCUAAUCUCCAAUCACUUUCCGAAUUAGCACUGCCUUCCUCCCUCUCUCAGCUCACCAUUGUAAAUUGCCCUAAUCUCCAAUCACUUUUAGAAUCAGCACAGCCCUCCUCCCUCUCUCAGCUGACCAUUGAGAAUUGCCCUAAUCUCCAAUCACUUUCUGAAUCAGCACUGCCUUCCUCCCUCUCUCAGCUGACCAUUGAGAAUUGCCCUAAUCUCCAAUCACUUUCUGAAUCAGCACUGCCCUCUUCCCUCUCUCAGCUGACCAUCCAGAAGUGCCCUAAUCUCCAAUCCCUUCCAGUAAAAGGGAUGCCCUCUUCCCUCUCUCAAUUAUAUAUUGGCAACUGCCCAUUGCUCAAACCACUACUAGAAUAUGAAAAGGGGGAAUACUGGCCAAAUAUUGCUCAAAUUCCCACCAUACUGAUCGAUUGGGAAUACAUGUAAUGAUUAAAAUGAAUGGCUCUCCAACAGAUGUAUUGGAUUGGUUUAAUCGAAAGUUUUUAGUUCUUGUAAGCAUCAAACAUCCCAUGUCAAGAAUGAAACUUUGCUUAAUAGUAGAAUGAAGAUAUCUUGUCACUAUAGAAAAUCUUUUAAAUAAAUCUAUGCUGAUACAUUGUAUUUUUACUAUCCUUCCUACGUUUGGACACAUUUAAUUGUGCCACAACAUGGAUAACUAAAGUUUGUCAAUUGGUUGCUAAAUUGAAUAUAUCGGAAAUAAUCUCUCUGCCUAGUGAG
This is a messenger RNA of Solanum dulcamara, 4574 nucleotides long. Its product is annotated as putative disease resistance RPP13-like protein 1. Gene Ontology annotation, biological process: defense response to other organism. Gene Ontology annotation, molecular function: ADP binding. The coding region runs from base 99 to 4283 and encodes 1394 amino acids. The transcript has 3 exons. The record is from RefSeq and is a predicted model, not a curated record. NCBI's taxonomy places the organism in Eukaryota, Viridiplantae, Streptophyta, Magnoliopsida, Solanales, Solanaceae.